This is a messenger RNA of Dothidotthia symphoricarpi CBS 119687, 807 nucleotides long. Its product is annotated as glycoside hydrolase family 45 protein. Gene Ontology annotation, molecular function: cellulase activity. The record is from RefSeq and is a predicted model, not a curated record. Bases 1 to 807 code for a protein of 268 amino acids. NCBI's taxonomy places the organism in Eukaryota, Fungi, Ascomycota, Dothideomycetes, Pleosporales, Dothidotthiaceae. The transcript is spliced from 3 exons. Gene Ontology annotation, biological process: carbohydrate metabolic process.
AUGCUGCACUCCACACUCUUCCUCCCACUCUUCGCCCUCAUCGCCCAAUGCGCAAACCUAAACUACUCAGGCUCUGCCCUCACAGGCCGCCACUGGGACUGCUGCAAGCCGUCAUGCGCAUGGAAAGGCAAAGCCGACUUCACCACGCCAGUCCUCUCGUGCGCCGCCGACGGCCACACGCCCAUCAGCGACACCGCAGGCACGGGCUGCAACGGCGGUGACGCUUUCCUGUGCACCGCGCAGCAGCCCUGGGCUGUGAACGACACCGUCAGCUACGGGUUUGCAGGCGCUUUCAUCCUCCCCAGUGUGACGGGCGGCGGCACCGAGGACGUGUGGUGUUGCAGUUGCUACGAGCUGAUGUUUACGAGCGCGCCGUUGCUCGGGAAGAGGAUGAUUGUCCAGGCGAGUAAUACGGCGUAUGAUGUUAAGGAUCAGAGUCGGUUUGCGCUGGCGAUCCCCGGCGGCAACACAACCUCAUACGACGCCUGCGCUCUGCAAUUCGGCGUCAACCAGGCAGUCUUCGGUACCGACAAAACAGGCGUCAGCACGAAAGAAGACUGUCAAAAUCUACCCGAGCCGCUGAAGAGCGGAUGUGAGUGGCGAUUCGACUGGUUCAAAGAUGCUAUGGAUCCCAGCGUGACUUUCAAACGCGUGCUUUGUCCCACGGAAAUCACGCAGAUAACGGGCUGUGUGCGGAACGACGAGAAGGUUUUAGCGGGCGAUGUGCUGUCUGCGGCGGUGUUUGUGCAUAUACCGUCUAUCGUGGUCGGGCUUGCUGCUGUGGUUUGGGGUAUGUUGUUGGUUUGA